Chionomys nivalis (European snow vole) is the source of this 8152-nucleotide messenger RNA. Its product is annotated as THO complex subunit 2. Gene Ontology annotation, cellular component: THO complex part of transcription export complex. Gene Ontology annotation, molecular function: mRNA binding. Gene Ontology annotation, biological process: mRNA export from nucleus; mRNA processing. The coding region runs from base 418 to 5184 and encodes 1588 amino acids. The record is from RefSeq and is a predicted model, not a curated record. The transcript is spliced from 9 exons. NCBI's taxonomy places the organism in Eukaryota, Metazoa, Chordata, Mammalia, Rodentia, Cricetidae.
CCCGGCUUCCCGCGAGCGUCGCUCCGUGGUGCGGGCCGCGUCUGGUUGGGUCUCCGUCGAGCCGACUGUGGUGGACGCCGGGAGGCGAAGGCCGUUCCCGAGCUGCGGCCUCGAGGCGGUUCCCGGUGGCUGGGGCAGCAGGGCGCGGGCCCGACGCGGCCGCGACCGACGACGUGGGCCGGGCGAGGAGUGGCCUGCAGUGUGAGUGGCUGAGUCCACAAAGACACCCAGACAGUAGACCGCACCAUUGUGCAUCCAGCACUCCCAGCUUCCGGUUCCCGAAUCAGCAAAAAACUCAACCCUAAAACCCUUUCUUCAGAACACUCAUCUCCCAGCAUUUGCCGUGAGCGGGGUUCUCCUUUGACCUCGCACAAGUUCAUACUACACACCUGGGGCUCUGUUACUACUAAAGAGAAGAUGGCGAUGACUGCGGCAACUGUAGUGGUUCCUGCUGAGUGGAUCAAGAACUGGGAGAAAUCUGGGAGAAGCGAAUUUUUGCGUUUAUGCCGGAUUCUCAGUGAAAGUAAAAGCCGCGACACUUUGGCUUGUAGAGAUUUCCAACAAGCUCUCUAUGAGUUGUCAUACCAUGUCAUUAAAGGAACUUUAAAGCCGGAACAGGCAUCCAGUGUUCUCAGUGACAUCAGUGAAUUUCGUGAAGAUAUUCCACUUAUUCUUGCCGACAUAUUCUGCAUAUUAGAUAUUGAGACGAAUUGUUUAGAAGAAAAGAACAAGAGAGAUCAUUUUACACAGUUGGUAUUAGCAUGUUUAUAUUUAGUUUCAGACACAGUUCUAAAGGAACGCUUGGAUCCAGAAACAUUGGAGUCAUUAGGCCUUAUCAAACAAUCACAGCAGUUCAGUCAGAAGUCAGUUAAAAUCAAGACGAAACUCUUUUACAAACAACAGAAGUUCAAUUUGUUAAGAGAAGAAAAUGAAGGUUAUGCCAAGCUUAUUGUUGAAUUGGGGCAAGAUUUAUCUGGAAAUAUUACUAGUGAUUUAAUCUUAGAAAUUCUCAAAUCUUUAAUAGGUUGCUUUAAUCUAGACCCCAAUCGAGUUUUGGAUAUCAUAUUAGAGGUGUUUGAGUGUAGGCCAGAACACCAUGAUUUCUUUAUAUCUUUAUUAGAAGCUUACAUGAAUAUGUGUGAACCACAAACAUUGUGUCAUAUUCUUGGAUUCAAAUUCAAGUUUUACCAGGAACCAAAUGGUGAGACUCCAUCAUCUUUGUAUACAGUCGCAGCAGUACUUCUACAGUUUAAUCUUAUCGAUUUGGAUGAUCUUUAUGUACACCUUCUUCCAGCUGAUAGUUGCAUUGUGAAUGAAUACAAACGAGAAAUUGUGGAAACUAAGCACAUUGUCAGAAAACUUACAAUGGUUGUAUUGCCUUCUGACAAAAGUGAUGAACGAGAGAAAGAAAAGAAAAAAGAUGAUAAAGUAGAAAAGGCACCCGACAAUCAAAAACUUGGUUUGUUGGAAGCCUUGUUAGUUAUUGGUGAUUGGCAGCAUGCACAGAGUAUUAUGGAUCGAAUGCCUCCAUACUAUGCAGCGUCACAUAAAGUAAUAGCCCUUGCUAUCUGCAAUCUUAUACACAUAACUAUUGAGCCUCUUUACCGAAGAGUUGGUGUUCCUAAAGGUGCUAAAGGCUCACCUGUCAAUUCUUUGCAAAACAAGAAGUCACCAAAGCCAGCAGAGAGCUUUGAAGACUUAAGGAGAGAUGUAUUCAGUAUGUUCUGUUAUCUUGGUCCUCACCUUUCUCAUGAUCCCAUCUUAUUUGCAAAGGUUGUGCGCAUAGGCAAGUCAUUUAUGAAGGAAUUUCAGUCUGAUGGGAAGCAAGAAAAUAAAGAGAAAAUGGAAGUCAUCUUUAGUUGUUUGCUUAGCAUCACUGACCAGGUACUUCUUCCGUCUCUUUCUUUGAUGGAUUGCAAUGCGUGUAUGUCAGAGGAACUAUGGGGAAUGUUUAAAACAUUUCCUUAUCAGCAUAGAUACCGCUUAUAUGGCCAAUGGAAGAAUGAGACUUACCAUAGUCACCCACUUUUAGUAAAAAUCAAAGCUCACACAGUAGACAGAGCCAAGUACAUUAUGAAGCGUCUAACAAAGGAAAAUGUGAAGCCUUCAGGAAGACAGAUUGGGAAACUGAGCCACAGCAAUCCAACCAUUUUGUUUGAUUAUGUCUUGUCACAAAUACAGAAAUAUGAUAACUUAAUAACACCUGUGGUAGACUCAUUGAAAUAUCUCACUGCGUUGAAUUAUGAUGUUUUGGCCUAUUGUAUCAUUGAAGCAUUAGCUAAUCCAGAAAAAGAAAGAAUGAAGCACGAUGACACAACCAUCUCAAGCUGGCUUCAGAGCCUGGCUAGUUUCUGUGGUGCAGUUUUUCGUAAAUACCCAAUUGAUCUUGCUGGUCUUCUUCAGUAUGUAGCCAAUCAAUUAAAGGCAGGCAAAAGUUUUGACCUGCUUAUAUUGAAAGAAGUGGUACAAAAAAUGGCAGGAAUAGAAGUUACAGAGGAAAUGACAAUGGACCAGCUAGAGGCUAUGACUGGUGGGGAGCAACUGAAAGCUGAGGGUGGAUAUUUUGGCCAGAUAAGAAACACUAAAAAAUCCUCUCAGAGAUUGAAGGAUGCACUGCUGGACCAUGACCUUGCCCUUCCUCUCUGUUUGCUUAUGGCCCAGCAGAGGAAUGGUGUGAUCUUUCAGGAAGGCGGAGAGAAACAUUUGAAGCUUGUAGGGAAGCUGUAUGACCAGUGUCAUGAUACUUUGGUACAGUUUGGUGGGUUUUUAGCUUCAAAUUUAAGCACAGAUGAUUACAUAAAGAGAGUACCUUCAGUUGAUGUACUGUGUAAUGAAUUUCAUACGCCCCAUGAUGCAGCAUUUUUUCUGUCUCGGCCGAUGUAUGCGCACCAUAUUUCAUCAAAGUAUGAUGAACUUAAGAAAUCAGAAAAGGGUAGUAAACAGCAACAUAAAGUUCAUAAAUAUAUUACAUCAUGUGAGAUGGUGAUGGCUCCUGUCCAUGAAGCAGUGGUCUCCUUACACAUUUCCAAAGUCUGGGAAGAUAUCAGCCCUCAAUUUUAUACCACUUUCUGGUCUCUGACAAUGUAUGACCUUGCAGUUCCACACACUAGCUAUGAACGAGAAGUCAAUAAACUUAAGAUCCAGAUGAAAGCAAUAGAUGACAAUCAAGAAAUGCCUCUGAAUAAAAAGAAAAAAGAGAAAGAGCGCUGUACUGCCCUUCAAGACAAGCUUCUUGAAGAGGAAAAGAAACAGACGGAGCAUGUGCAGCGAGUUCUACAGAGACUGAAAUUGGAAAAGGACAACUGGCUCUUAGCAAAAUCUACUAAAAAUGAGACCAUCACAAAGUUUCUCCAGCUGUGUAUAUUUCCUCGUUGUAUUUUUUCAGCAAUUGAUUCUGUUUACUGUGCGCAUUUUGUUGAGUUGGUCCACCAACAGAAGACUCCAAAUUUCUCCACACUUCUCUGCUAUGAUCGAGUUUUCUCUGAUAUAAUUUACAUGGUUGCUAGCUUUACUGAAAAUGAAGCUAGUCGAUAUGGUAGAUUUCUUUGCUGCAUGUUAGAGACAGUGACUAGGUGGCAUAGCGACAGAUCCACCUAUGAGAAGGAAUGUGGAAACUAUCCAGGAUUCCUUACUAUAUUACGAGCAACUGGAUUUGAUGGUGGAAAUAAAGCGGAUCAGUUAGAUUAUGAAAAUUUUCGACAUGUUGUACAUAAGUGGCAUUAUAAACUAACCAAGGCAUCGGUACAUUGCCUUGAAACAGGUGAAUAUACUCAUAUCAGAAAUAUCUUGAUUGUGCUCACAAAAAUACUGCCAUGGUACCCCAAAGUUUUAAAUCUGGGACAGGCUUUGGAAAGAAGAGUACAUAAAAUCUGCCAAGAAGAGAAAGAAAGGAAGCCAGAUCUGUAUGUACUAGCAAUGGUCUACUCUGGGCAGCUGAAAAAUAGAAAGUCAUACAUGAUACCUGAAAAUGAAUUUCAUCACAAAGAUCCUCCUCCAAGAAAUGCUGCUUCAAGUGUACCAAAUGGACCUAGUAGCGGGCUGCCGUCUUCCAUAGGAAACACGUCUAAGUCAGAUGAAAGUAGUACUGAGGAGACUGACAAGUCAAGGGAAAGGUCUCAGUGUGGCCUGAAAGCUGUCACUAAAGCCUCUAGUGCCGUACCAAAAGGGAAUUCAAACAAUGGAAACAGCGGCUCCAACACCAAGGCUGUUAAGGAAAAUGACAAAGAAAAGGGGAAGGAAAAGGAAAAAGAAAAAAAAGAAAAGACCUCAGCUGUUAUUCCAGAAGUUAGGGUACUUUGUAAAGACAAUAAAGAAAAACCCAAGGAAGAGCAGCCAAAUAAAGAUGAGAAAAUAAGAGAGACCAAGGAAAGAAUGCCUAAAUCUGACAAAGAUAAGGAAAAAUUAAAGAAGGAGGAAAAAGCUAAAGAUGAGAAGUUCAGGAUCACUGUCCCUAACUUAGAGUCAAAGUCUACUCAAGAAAGAGAAAAAGAGAAAGAGCCAUCAAGAGAAAGAGAUUUAGCAAAGGAAAUGAAAUCAAAAGAAAAUGUUAAAGGAGGAGAAAAAACACCAGUUUCUGGGUCCUUGAAAUCACCUGUUUCCCGAACAGAUAAUGCAGAGCCCGAAAGAGAAAAACGUCGCAAGGUAGAUUCCCAUCCUUCUCCAUCCCAUUCGUCCACAAUAAAGGACAGUCUCAACAAACUGAAGGAGUCUUCAGCAAAGCUCUACAUCAACCAUGCUCCACCACUGUUGUGCAAGAGUAAGGAGAGAGAAAUGGACAAGAAAGAUUUGGACAAGUCAAGGGAAAGAUCCAGAGAGAGAGAAAAAAAAGAAGAAAAGGACCGGAAAGAGCGGAAAAGGGAUUAUUCAAACAGUGACCGGGAAGUGCCUCUAGACUUAGUCAAAAGGCGGAAAGAUGAAAAUGGAAUAUUGGGGACUUCAAAGCACAAAAGUGAAAGCCCCUGUGAGUCUCUUUAUCCAAAUGAGAAAGACAAGGAAAAAAAUAAGUCAAAAUCCUCAGGCAAAGAAAAGGGUGAUUUCUUUAAACCUGAAAAGGUGGAUAAAGUAUCCAGUGGGAAAAAGGAGUCUGGACAUGAUAAAGAAAAGGUAGAAAAGAAAGAGAAAUGGGACAGUUGUGGAGAUAAGGACGAGAAGAAGCAUCAUAAGUCCUCAGACAAGCACAGAUAAUGAAGACUUUGAGCCAGUGGGCAGGCCUCCAAGCUGAAGGGCUCCCAGCAGAGGAUGCCAGAGCUCUGGGUCACUCUCAAAACUUAAAUUACGAGCUCCUGGUGCUGUUCAUCUUAUGAGAAUCUGUGUUACAUCAGAAGAUGAAUAUGCAUCCCAUCCUCUUGAGACAUUGCAAAGUCAAUGGUUUUCAGAACAUUAUUUUACCUCCAGGCAGUUUCUUGCAGCAAGAUCCCUGUGCGUACAUUUUUUUUUUCUUGAAAUGACACCAUCCAGAAACAGCAUUUAUGAAAUUUUCACCAGCGGAUUCUUGGAUCACCCUUGGAAAGGAAAAAGGAAUUCUCUUUUCUUCAAUGGAAGACUUCUGGGAGGGCCUGCUGUGCGUUUGCCAAUAUAUAAGAAGUAGGCUAUGGUGCAUUGUUGAAGUUACUGUUCUGCCUUCAAAGGGUGACUUAGUACCAGUUAUAGAAAAUAUCUUGCAGGUGCCUUGCAACUCUUUAGGUCUUCAGAGACUCAUUACCUAUUUAAUCUCCAUAGCAAACUACAAGUUCCUAGAUAGCAUAAGCACAUCCUCAAUCUGCGGUGCCUUUUCCUAUGUGCUACUUCAUCGCACGUCAUUGCUAAGAAACUGUGUGCAGCUCCUACUGUGUGCCAGACCCUGUUCACAGACGACCUCCUCUUCCCUCACAGAAUGCCUCUGAGCUCUUCAAAUUCAUGUUCUAACAGGACCAUGAGCCAGCUCUCACAAGCAUGUCAUGCUGUGCCAAAGACCUCUGUAGCUUUGCCGUUAUGUUCUUCACUGUUUGUGGCACACUCUCAGUUGGCAUAGCUCAUCUUUGGCACUUAAUUGGAUGACUUAAGUGCCUUCCAAGAAUACUUGAGGGACCGAGGCAGUCAUCAUGGAGCAUGGCCAGACUUGACACCAGAUAUGAUCUUCAGCAGAUGAUGGAUAGAGUCUAGUACAGAGGGCUCCAUUGGAUUUCAUGCCUGCCCUGACUGCCUGGGAAGAGCAUGAACAGAGGAAUGGAACAUUCCAUUGCAGUAUGGUGUCCCAGUCCCAGGUGUUGAUCAUAAGGCACGAGAUCGUGGAGCUGGAAGAGACAUGAGACAGGUGGUGACAGUGAGGUCACAGGGAACAGAUGAUCUGCUAAUGCAGUGCACCAAGGGUUGGAGUGUUGGAGCUGAUGAUGCAGCGCCCCCUUCAGGUCAGCAUCCUCAGAUGACAGUGAGACCCAGAAGUCCUCCCCCUCCUUCCAGUCUGCAGUGGACCUAGAAGUCGGAGACGGAAACGGGGGUGCCAGGAUCUACAUGUGGUAAUCCACUGUGUGGUUCUGAGUGGAUUUGCCAUAACAAGUACAUUAUUUAUGCCUGAUAAUCAUAUGAUGCUGGUCUUUAUAACUAAUCAUUAAUCUUCUGCACUUGAUUUUAUUUUCUAUAAACUUUACCUAUGGAUGGAAGAAGGAAGACUUCCUCACAUGACAGAUCUGACUUUGAAAUAUUGAACCAAGAAAAAAAAAAAACAACUGGAAAAUAUGUUGAGAAGUACGCCCAAUUGCUGCCCUGCCUAAUUCUGUUCAGGAGACAAUGAAGUAGCUUUUUAAAGCUGGAACUGUAAAGACUCCUGAGUACACUUACAGCCACAAGUCAGCAUUGCCAUUUUUAGCCAGUGUGUAGAAGGAAAGGAGGGCAUGUCUUUCCAUGCUGACGGAACUAUGUGGUUGUGCAUUUCAGGCUCCCUCUACUUGUAAACUUUAAACCAUACGGAUAAACCAUAGUGUGGCCAUGUCCCCAUUGUGCUGGAGUUUGUAUCAAUAGUUAAGAUGUUAAAACUGCACUCUUUUUUUGCCUACUUUCUCAUAACUGAUAUCUGUGGGACUAGCUGUAUUUCUUGGUUUUUUGUAUUGUUUAGCUCUAUAAAAUGGCCCUAGAAAAUCUCCAAAUAGUGUCUCUAACUACAACAAAGGAGAAUUGUAUGGUUCCUUAAAUUCACACUAAAUUUGAUUUAGAACAGUUUUAGUGUGAAUGUUUUCAUGUCUCAGUUUAUUUGAAACUCAAUAUUCAAAGCUCUCUAGUAGAACCAACUUAUUAAAUGUUACUUUAGUGUGCAGUGAACAGUUAAGCAACUGUUUAAGAAUGAGACUGUUUUGAAAUUCAUUAUGAAUCAUAAAACAAAAGUCUUAAUUUUUCAGAGACAUGGUCUCAGAUAUUCUUGGUCCAGUAUGUCAGAAUAGAAUUUAUAAUACAAACAAAGUUUGCUUUAAUUAAAAGACUUUUUUUGCUGCAAGUCCCAUCUGUUCUCAGAAAGCGUCAGGUAGAGUUUGCAUUAGUAGAAGAGGAAGGCGUCCACUAACUCUGUAAAAGUCUGUUCUCAACUGGAAGUGGUUGUUUUCCAAACAUACUGUGUAUUGUAUGGUCCUCUGCGAUCUGAAGGGAUAAGAAGGAUACAGUUGAGGACGGGUGAUUUACCCUCAGCUCUUGAACCAGUAGAGAAACCCUAUUUUUAGUGCUUGUCUUACAUUCUUGUAUUAAUUACUAGACUAUGUUAGUCAUGUCUCCAAUGAAAACAGGAGCCGACAAGUCAGUUAAUGAAUGAAACAUCUGAUUUUAACGGGAUUUUCAUAUGUUUCAUCUCCAUCUCUUCUAUGAGUAUGGUGAACAGUUCUUCCUUCCUGAUAAAGUUUGUCUUCCAUGCAUAUUGAGUUUAUAUAUUUAUCGUGUAUACCUGCUGUUACAUGAAAACAACUUUCAACUUUAAGUGAGGCCGUUAUGUGGUAUCCAUGUUUAUUGAUCAUGUGCCACAUAUUCACUGCAGUCCCUAGAGAGUAUUUAUGAUAUAUAUUAUGUACUGUCUUUUAUUAUAAUAUUGUACAAAAUUCUUUCCUUUUACCCAUGAGUGCCAUCUGUUUGUUUUUUGGUUUGUUUGGGUUUUUUCUUCUUGAGUCAAAGAAUAAAGUUUAAUCCCUUUCCUCUA